UUCACCUUUCUCUCUCUCUCUCUCGAUCUGCAAUUUGUUGUCUCUCUCUCUCUCUCUCUCUCUCUCUAAACGCUUAGAGCUUGUUAGAAAUGGAGGAAACAAAACCAGCAAAGAGGAAACCCGUUUUCAAGAAGGUUGAUCAGCUGAAACCAGACACCAAGGGACACACCCUGGUUGUAAAGGUUGUUAGUUCGAAGAUGGUAUUGCAGAAGGCCCGACCUGAAGGGAUCCAAGUUCGUCAGAUGAGGAUUGCUGAAUGCUUGGUUGGUGAUGAAACCGGAACCAUCAUUUUUACUGCCAGAAAUGACCAAGUUGAUUUGAUGACGACUGGCGCUACAGUGAUUCUGCGUAAUGCAAAAAUAGACAUGUUCAAGGGUUCUAUGAGACUUGCUGUGGACAAGUGGGGUCGAGUUGAAGUAACCGAACCAGCUAGCUUCGCUGUUAAGGAAGAGAACAACUUGUCGCUGGUAGAAUAUGAACUGAUUGAUGUUAAUGAACUGGCUAAUGCUGGUGCUCGUGAAGUGGUUAGUGUUGUCGAAAAAUGACCUUCCCUAGUGCAUACACAUCCCUGCAAUUCUUGGAUCAUAUUUCAAUCAGUAAAGAUAUGGAUUUUUGGUUAAUGUGGUGGCACAUUGAUAUGUAGUUUUUCUUGGUCCGUGCAAUUGAUGCCUAAGAAGAUUUUUUGUUUAGCAGACAUCUUGAAGCUGUUUCUAUCGGAGUCUACUCGUACAAGGGGAGGCUGCUGGUUUUACCAUCUUAACUCUGGCCUGCUGCACAGCUGGUAACUCCAGUCAAAUAGUGUAAAAGGAACUUGCUUGGUUUUUUAAAUUUGUGUUACCCUAUGAACUGUUACUGUUAUGA
Prunus avium (sweet cherry) is the source of this 861-nucleotide messenger RNA. RefSeq lists its product as uncharacterized. The record is from RefSeq and is a predicted model, not a curated record. NCBI's taxonomy places the organism in Eukaryota, Viridiplantae, Streptophyta, Magnoliopsida, Rosales, Rosaceae.